UAAUAAGAUGGUUCUUGGGCCACCAAGAGCGAGUGGUUUGGUGCACGGCAGUGGAAAGCGGGCACGUCCCUUGUUCACAAGGACGUCGGCAGCAUCGCACAGUCCUCACCACCUUCUAGAUCCCGCCCUCCCCUGGGGCACGUUGGUGCUCACGCAGAUGCUGUCUCCGUUCCCAACCUCGGCCUCCCAGCUCCUUGACCCCUCACCCACAGUGACCUUCUUACCUGAGCCACCUCAGGUAGCUCUGUCACUUAACACAAAGGCAGGUUCUGAGGGGAUGUGAAGGGACACCUGGGAGGGCAGCAAGGAGCACGAAGCCUUCCUCUUACACCCCUCAAUGGCCCUGUGACUCCCACUUGAGAUGGUCAGCAUGCAGAACACUGGGCAGAGCUGCAGGUCACAAAGUCACCAUGUCAACCUUCCUGUCAGUCAUAACAACAGGGAACUCUGCCCCCAGGGUGGGGGAAGGGCAGGCAGGUAGCUGAGGCAGGUGUACCCAGAGCCAGACACUGCCCCUGCUCCCUGCGAUCUGGGCAGGUAACUGGUGUUGGGCCAUAGUGUGCCCUGGUGGUAGGGCAGGAGGGGUGUGGCCCCUGGGCACAGGCAGAGGCCACAGAGAGUGGCCAGAGGUGGCUGGUGCUCAGAGAACCUGGGCCCUGGCGGAGAGGCCACAGGGACCCAAGAGCCCAAGAGCGAGCUGAGGCCACAGGGACAUCUGGCCCAAGAACCCAAGAGUGAGCUGAGGCCACAGGGACAUCCAGGAAAAUGGGGAGCCGUGGUGUCCAGGGACCCUGCUCAGCGCUAUUUCUGCUGCUGCUGCUGCUGUUGCUGCCACCCCCACUUUUUAGAGCAGGAAGUUUCCAGCACCCAAGACCUGGCUGGAGAAUGUUCCACCACCUGGGUGUGGGCUCCAGAAGGGGCCAUCACCGCCGCGGCCCAAACGCCAGGCAUCACUGGCGCCAAGGGCAAGCCCAGCAGGCUUGCAAGAACAAAUUGGACCUCUACCUCAUUGUGGACAAGUCAGGCAGCGUGAACAACAACUGGGCUGACCUUUAUAUAUUUGUGGAGGACAUUGUGAAGCAGUUCCAAAACCAAGAAACGAGAAUAUCCUUAAUCACCUACUCCACUGAGGGUGACAUCGUUUUGCCACUCACCUCAGACCCAGUAAAAAUAAAGCAAGGUCUUGAAAUACUUGAGAAGGUGGUUCCUGAAGGACACACAUUCAUGCAAGAAGGAUUUAAAAAGGCAAUUUUGCAGAUUGAAAGAUCCAAAUCCACAACUGAAAAGAUUCCCAGCACAAUUAUCGCUAUGACUGAUGGGACAAUGGAGCCAGAGGCAUUUACACAGAGCCUGGAGCAAGCUAACAAGGCACGGAGCCUGGAGGCAACUGUUUACUCUGUGGGUGUGGCCGAUUAUGACAAAUCACAGAUAACACAAAUUGCGGACAGUGAAGCCCAUACGUUUACAGUGGACACAGGCUUCAAAGCCCUGAGAUCCAUUGUUGACCAGAUGAGUUCAAAGAUGUGUACUGAAGUCAAAUAUGUGGAGCCUUCCUCUGUGUGUAUAGGAGAAUCCUAUGAAGUGGUUGUUCAUGGAUCUGGCUUUCUGAAUACGCAGGGGCAGGACCAAGUCAUUUGCAGAUUCCAGAUGAGUGAAAGUGACUUUAUUGAUGAAAAACCAAUCAGAAUGGAUGAGACUUCCAUCACUUGCCCUGGACCAAAGAUAACAAAUCCUGGAAAAAAGGUCUCUGUUAAAGUCAGCCUAGACAAUGGCGGCAAAUUCUACUCGGCUGAGAAGGACAGCUUCACCACCACUGACUGUGUGAGUAAUGGAGUGGGCCAGACACCUACAGGGAAUCCGAGCUGUGCAGCGAGGGCGGCUUUGUCAGACCAGGGAAUGUCCCGGGCCUUCUGGGCAGAGCCUUUGAGCAGAGCCAGAGGUGGGGCCUGCAGGUCUCUGGGGACCAGCCCAGCUCCUGCCCCACUGUGGCCCCUUGAGGUGGGGCUGCCUGGGGCCAAGGGAGUGAGGGCAGCUGGUAGGGAAGAGGCCACCCAGGCCUCCCCAGCUGCUGACAUUUGCCUUAUCCGCUGGACCAUCGGGGAUGUUCCCCUCCCCCAGAACUUCGAAAACUGGUACUGGCUCAUACCCGCCCUGCUGUUGCCACUGCUGCUCUGGUUUCUCUGCCGUCUGUGCUUCAGGAAGAAGAAGGACCAACCUGUGCAGACACCAGAACAGCCUCCACCACCGCCUCCUGUAACUGUGUGUCCCACAGUGAUUGUUUGCUGCCAUGGGUGCCACAGAGGGUGCAGAAUGUGCGGAAGGCUGGAGGACAAUCUGGGCACCAUGUGCGGCCUCGCUCAGCCCAGCUACAACGAGAUGCCACCGAUGUGGUGUCCACACAGGGUCCAGGGGAGGUGCUUCAACUUCCAAUGUCUACCCUGCAGCCCAAAUAUCUGCCCUUCAGCCAGCCAGGCGUGCCGUCCCCUCCCCUGCUCGCCCAGGCGCUACCAACUCCCAGCCAGCUGCUUGAGACCUUCCCCCACGAUGCUGCCGAUGCUCUGCCACUCUUCCCAGGCAUACCGCAAACCCUGUUUGUCCCUCCCGCCCUCACAGCCUGGCCUCUAAGGCACCAAACACACACGAUUAACAGGCCUUUUGUCUGCCAAAUUGGACAUAUACAUUGAGUCUUGCUUUACUGUCA
Molecule: messenger RNA, 2701 nt
Organism: Microcebus murinus (gray mouse lemur)
Lineage: Eukaryota; Metazoa; Chordata; Mammalia; Primates; Cheirogaleidae
Source: RefSeq, a predicted model, not a curated record